Lolium perenne is the source of this 3029-nucleotide messenger RNA. Its product is annotated as kinesin-like protein KIN-6. Lineage: Eukaryota; Viridiplantae; Streptophyta; Magnoliopsida; Poales; Poaceae. Gene Ontology annotation, biological process: microtubule-based movement. Gene Ontology annotation, cellular component: kinesin complex; microtubule; nucleus. The record is from RefSeq and is a predicted model, not a curated record. Gene Ontology annotation, molecular function: ATP hydrolysis activity; microtubule binding; ATP binding.
CGAACUCCCACUCCAAACUCCCAAUCCCCUUCCCACAAACACGCUGCCUCCAUUCCUUUCCAUUCGGAGGCUAAACCAAUCCCUCCCUGAUAUCAUGGCUGCCUCACCGCCGCCGCCGACCACCGCCCGCCGGAACCGUACCCGCCGCGGCGAGCCGCCCUCGACCACGGCCUCUCCGCCGCCUCCCACCACCAUCCGCCGGAACCCUCCCCGUCUCGGCAGGCCGCCGCCGACCCCGACUCCGACUCCGGCCCGCUCCACCAAAUCAAAACCCAAAUCCAAACCACUCUCACGCCUCCUCGACGAAGAAGUAGUAGUCACCGCCGCCGGCAUUUCCCCCCUCCCCCCUCCUCCUCCCACUCCCCCCGACGACACUGCCCCUACUCCCGCUCCUCCUCCCACUCCCCCUGCCGACGCCGGCAUUUCUCCUAUCCCCCCUCCUCCUCCUCCUAACCCCACCGCCAUCGUGCUCUCCUCCUCGUCGCAGUCGGCGGAGGAGCGGCUGAAGGUAUACCUCCGCAUCCGCCCCCUCCCGGCCCCGGAGCGGGAGCGCGGCGGCAAGCCUGGCGGUCGCCCCAAGGCCAAGGAGCAGCAGGCCAGGAAGCCACCCAAGCAGGCCGGGGACGGGGUCUGCCUCGUCGCCACGGGCCCCAACUCCGUCGCCCUCACCGUCCCGCAGUCCAAGCUCGUCGACCACAAGCGCGGCCGCACCGAGGUCUUCGACGGAUUCUCCGCUGUCCUGCCACCUGACUGCUCGCAGCAUGACCUCUUCAGUCAGGUGAUGAAUCCACUUGUGGAUGACUUUUUGGGAGGAAAGAGUGGCCUCCUGGUUGCAAUGGGUCCGACUGGGUCUGGGAAGACGCAUACCGUCUUUGGCACUGCAAGACAUCCUGGUAUUGUACCACUCACGCUACAGAAGAUCUUCAAUACAGAAGAUGAAAGCGAUGUUGGCAGUCAACCGACAAGAUCGUUUUGCUUGUCAAUGUUUGAGAUACUUUCUGAAGGAAAAGCAGAAAGGAUUCUCGACCUACUGUCUGAUGCAGCUGACCUUGUCCUCCAGCAGUCAUCUAUAAUUAAAGGUCUUAAAGAGGUGGAUAUUUCAAAUUUCAUGGAUGCUGAGAGCUUAGUUUCACGUGGUAUGCUUAAGCGUAGCACAGCUGCAACAAAUGCUAACAGCGAGUCAAGCCGAUCACAGUGCAUUAUCACUGUACGUGCUACUCAUAAAAAUAAUGACCUACAAAGUGAGCACCUGAUUGGUGGAUCUGUUCUGACCAUAGCAGACCUUGCCGGCGCGGAGAGAAAAAAGAGCACCGGAAAUAUGGGUUCAAGGUUGUUAGAGAGUAAUUUCAUCAACAACACAUCCAUGGUUUUUGGAAACUGUUUGAGGGCUUUGUUAGAUCAUCAGAAAAAUCAGAAGAAAACCUUGGAAAAACAUUUCAAGAACUCAAUGUUGACAAGGUACUUGAGAGAUUAUCUGGAAGGAAGGAAGAAAAUGACACUUAUUUUGAAUGUGAAACAAGGAGAUGAUGAUUACUCGGAUACAUCAUAUUUGCUCAGACAAGCAUCUCCUUACAUGAAAAUAAGAUACACCAGCCUUGACGAUUCUUCUGACUUGGCUUCCCAAAAGAGAAGCAGUGUUUCUCUGAUUUGCCAAGAAAACAAGAAAAGAAGAAAAGUUCAUAAGCCUGAAGCUCUUACGGCUGAAGGAAAGGGCAGCGUUGAUAAAUCUGAUGAAAUUAAACUUUCUGAAAAAGAUGAAUUUCUCAAUUCAGAGCUGCAAAGAGUGUCCCGAAAUGAACAAAUAAUGAAGAACCUUUUCAGGGCCCUAUGGGCUGUUUCAAAACAAAAACUUAUGGAAUCUGAGAGCGCAGCUAGAAGCAUGAAAGAAUUGCUCAGUGAGAAAGACAACCAAAUUAGAGAGCUGAAAAAGGAGUUGAAUGACCUUAAGUCUUGUUCACACGAGAAGUUUCCGGUUGAUGAAGAUACCCCUGGUCAAGCUGCUCUAAGCUCGGCUUCUCAAUCUAAUCAAACUGACAUGGGAUCCAAUGACGUUGCAUUCGAUGAUUUCAAUUUGGGCACUGAGUUAGUAGUAGAAGAGGUGUCAGAAGAAUUCAGAUGUUAUGAUUCUGAAAAAUCUUCAGCUAAUUCUGACAAGAAAGGGAAGUUCGUUGACUGUGAUACCUCAAGAUAUCUGAAGACAGAGGAACCGUGUACUUCUGAUGCUUUUGCUCCCAAGUGCAAUGUCCAAAAGGAAAGUACCAAGAUAAUGGGACAAAUGGUUGAUAAGAAAUUGGAUAAUUCUGAGAGUUUCUCUGAACAAGCAUCUGUGCAUGAUGUUGCUGUAACACAUGCAACCAGGCAUUUCGAUCAUCCAUCUGAUCAAAGCUUUACAGAUCAUCAUAUACUUCCAUGUAUAAAGAGUGAACAUGCCAACCCGUCCCCACAUGGUUGUGGUCCCAUGGAACUACGUGAAGAAGAGUUAAGCAAACUGGAGGAUAGUCAACAUGACGUUGAUGUAAAAGGAACUACAGAUGAGAAACAGAACUGUCCGUCACAAGUUAUUAAAGAUAAAGGGGACCAUCAGGCAGAAGGAAUCACAGAUAAAAAAGAGGACCUUUCUGCUUCCCAGCCUAGGAAGACAAAGAAAAAUACAAGGAGGUUGCUGCCGAUAUCGGCCAUGAUGCUAAAAGAUUUCACCGGGCACAACAUGGAUGUUGCCGCGGAUGCGAAGAGGGCAGCGGAUGUAGGCGGUAAAUCGUCAGGUGAGGCUGCUCCAGGUGGGAGAUCGGAGAAGCUAAUUCAGCUGCUGAAAGCCCGUCCGGUCACUAAGAAUCACCACCGUUGCUAAGCCGUACACUAGAAUUUAUUUUUUGUUUUGUUUAGGAAGAGAAAGAUGGCGUAACAGAUAGUGAAAUCAUGUCCACUUGGUGCUUUGUCUAUAUCUCCACGGUACUUGCUUUUAUAUGACUUCUGUGAACCCGGUUUAAGGCCAAUCAUCGGAUGAAAGGGAAAAUUUGAAGUCCCUGUCA